AAAGUAAAUUUCUUUUUCUAGGUGGAUAUGGUUUUUGCAUCUUUUAUUCGCAAUGCAUCUGGUGUCAAGCAAAUUAGAGAAAUUCUAGGUGAAGAAGGAAAAGGCAUUAAGAUCAUUUCUAAAAUUGAAAAUCAUGAAGGGGUGAAAAAAAUUGAUGAAAUAAUUGAAGAAAGUGAUGGAAUCAUGGUUGCUAGGGGAGACCUUGGAAUAGAAAUACCUCCUGAAAAAGUAUUUUUGGCUCAGAAAAUGAUGAUAGCAAAAUGCAACAUGCUGUGUAAACCAGUUAUUUGUGCAACACAAAUGUUGGAAAGUAUGGUAAAAAAACCUAGGCCCACAAGAGCAGAGAGUUCAGAUGUUGCAAAUGCUGUGCUGGAUGGAGCAGACUGUGUUAUGCUCUCAGGUGAAACUGCUAAAGGUGAUUAUCCACUUCAAGCUGUGAAAAUGAUGCAUGCUAUAUGUGUAGAAGCAGAAGCGGCAAUUUUUCAGCGGCAUGUAUUCAUUGAACUUAGCAUGAAGACUCCUGUCCCUACUGAUUCAACACAUACCGUUGCUAUUGCUGCUGUGAAUGCAUCAAUGAAAUGCUUAGCUUCAGCCAUCAUAGUUAUUACUACAACUGGGAGGAGUGCACAUCAAAUUUCUAAGUAUCGACCAAAAUGCCCCAUAAUUGCUGUGUCGAGACUUGCCCAUACAACACGUCAAGCACAUUUGUUUAGAGGAAUUUUGCCUUUACACUUCACUGGUUCACGUCUUCCUGACUGGCCUCAUGAUGUUGAUGUGAGAAUUCAAUUUGCAAUCGAUUUUGGUGUAAAAAGAAAGUUCAUCAAUUCUGGUGAUGCUGUAAUAGUGGUCACAGGUUGGAGGAAAGGAGCUGGUGCUACAAAUACAAUGCGUGUGCUUUAUGUUGAGUAAAAAUGUUACAUAA
Messenger RNA from Uloborus diversus, 922 nucleotides. Its product is annotated as pyruvate kinase PKM-like. Gene Ontology annotation, molecular function: pyruvate kinase activity; magnesium ion binding; potassium ion binding. NCBI's taxonomy places the organism in Eukaryota, Metazoa, Arthropoda, Arachnida, Araneae, Uloboridae. The record is from RefSeq and is a predicted model, not a curated record. Bases 28 to 909 code for a protein of 293 amino acids. Gene Ontology annotation, cellular component: cytoplasm. Gene Ontology annotation, biological process: glycolytic process. The transcript has 5 exons.